AUGGGACGAGCAGCUGGUGGAGUUACACGAUGUAUUCCAUUGAGACCGACGUUAGAAUCGGCACAAGGUGGCAUAUCGUCAAGUGCUGAUUGGACACUCGACUACGAAAAACUUGAAUCUAUGUUCAAUGAGCGUACUCGUCUCAUCAUUGUCAAUACACCAAAUAAUCCUCUAGGAAAGAAUGGUGCGUACGUGAUUCCGACGGUAACACAAGAAGUCGUCGCUCGAUGUUUUGAACAUGAAGAAAAACGGUUCAAUUUACCUGAAUGUUUUUUCAAUUCGAUUUCAACAGAAUUCAUCGACAGACGGGAUCGACUGGCAAAAGCUCUCUGUAAAUGUGGAAUGAAACCUAUUGUACCCGAUGGUGGCUAUUUUCUUGUAGCAGAUAUUAGCGGAGUCGAUUUUUAUUUAUAUACAUCAUGGUCGUACAAGAAAGUUUUUAAUCUUGCUCCACAAUUUACUGAAGCAUAUUCGAAAGAAUCAACAACAUCUGCACAAUUAAAUGAAACAUUUCAUGUAGGUGAUUAUAGUGCAUGUACAAUAAAUGAUAAAGAUUGGGAUCGUGGUGUAAUUCGUCAAUUAGAUUCAAAGGGUUUUGCAACAAUCUUUCGAAUAGAUUAUGGUGAUGUACAACGUAUUCGUGUACAAUUUCUUCGGCCAUUUAAGAUUAAUCAGUGGACGUUUCAAACAUACCGUCUGGCUCAUCAUUGUACAUUAUCAAAUAUAAUUAAACCAAUAAAUGGUUGGUCAUCAAAUGUUAUUGAUGAAUUUCGUGCACAAUUAAAUAGAUCAAAUCUUUACGCACGAUUUCUCAAUUAUAAUGAAAUAAGAGAAAUAUCAGAAGUUGAAAUAAGGGUAAAAGGAUCAACAAAAACAGUAAAUAAAGAUUUUGAACGAUAUCAAAUGGAACAAUCAGCAGUACAAAUAAAUGAUCAACAUGUUUAUCAAAAUAUUCCAAUGAAAAUAUUAGAUUGUACUCGACCAAAUGUAAUUUGUAUGCUUUAUUAUAUAAGUCCAACUCGUUUUUAUGUUUAUCUUAAAGAAAAAUUUGAUUCUCAUACAAGUUUUCAAAUCGAUUUACAAAAAUCUAUACAAAAUCUUCAUACAUUAUCAUCACCGGUGAAAUAUCAAGCAAUUGCUGUACAAAAUAAGCGUGCUUUAUGGCAUCGUGCUAUUAUAUUAGAGGUUGCACCUAAUCUAUUAAACGUCUGCGUUUAUUUUUUUGAUAUUGGUCACAUAGAAUGCAUUACAAUAAAUAAUAUUCAUCAAUUACCACAAGAAUUUCGAAGUAAACCAGCAUUUUCUAUUCCAUGUUGUUUAUAUAAUGUAUGUCCAAUUAAUGGUAAUGAACAAUCAAUAUGGAAAUUAGAUGAUAAAGUCUAUGAUGAAUUUAUUAGACUUAUGGUUAAUACGUACCGUGAAGUGUAA
Molecule: messenger RNA, 1428 nt
Organism: Rotaria sp. Silwood1
Lineage: Eukaryota; Metazoa; Rotifera; Eurotatoria; Philodinida; Philodinidae
Source: the annotation of a GenBank genome assembly